This is a messenger RNA of Prunus armeniaca (apricot), 228 nucleotides long. The record is from the annotation of a GenBank genome assembly. Lineage: Eukaryota; Viridiplantae; Streptophyta; Magnoliopsida; Rosales; Rosaceae.
AUGGUACCAAGCCUGUUUGCAGGAACCAAAGGUGGUGGAGGAAGAGGAGAAGGAGGAGGACAGCGCGCAAAGGGCACGCGCAGAAGUCCUCUGAGGAAGGAAAGGAAGGAAGUGCAUGAAGGAACAACAAACCUCUACCAUUCAAGACUCAAAGGUAUUUCACAAGAAGAGGGAAAUAAAUUUGUGAAAGAAGAAUAUCUUCAGCGGACAUGGAAGGCUUCGUGUUAA